This is a messenger RNA of Dibothriocephalus latus, 423 nucleotides long. Lineage: Eukaryota; Metazoa; Platyhelminthes; Cestoda; Diphyllobothriidea; Diphyllobothriidae. The record is from the annotation of a GenBank genome assembly.
AUGUUGGAAACCGUGACCUGGAAUUCCUUAAGUCCGUUCGAAGGAGUACGACGCAAUAUUGCACAAGAUCGGGACUCAAGACUGAUUCGCUAUGACAACGUUACUGGCCAGUAUGUCCAAGAUCAAUUAAAGGAGCCCCAAUUUAAAGGGGCAAAUAUUGGCGACCUGAUGCACAAUGCGGCUAUUCAGCAGGCCGUGAAGAAGGAUCAGAUGCGGGCGCAGGCACCAUGCAUUUCACAGUGGAAGACCUCUGAACCUUUUAUGAAGCCUUCAGAAGUCUGUCAAGACGUACAGGGAUACUGUCAAGCCGAAAAGACAGCCGCACAGCCAUGUCGUCCUCAAGCCAAACCCACAGUUCCUUUCCCACCAGACCAAUGUCACAUAGCGCAUGGAAUGCACUUUCAGAAGGAAAAGAGGCCUUAG